This is a messenger RNA of Ilex paraguariensis (yerba mate), 3057 nucleotides long. NCBI's taxonomy places the organism in Eukaryota, Viridiplantae, Streptophyta, Magnoliopsida, Aquifoliales, Aquifoliaceae. The record is from the annotation of a GenBank genome assembly.
AUGCGCUGGGUUUUUGGUUUACGAACAACUGCCUCUCCAUCAGGUGUAAGGCUCUAUCUUGAGUGGUAUGGGGAUUCUUCUGACUAUAGUAUCGACAGAGGCUACUGGACCGUAGCUUCAACGGCAGGAGGUUAUAGGAAUGAAAACAGUGCUGAUCCCCAGGCAUCCGUUCAACCAAUGACACCUGUCAUCCAAGAUGAAGCUCCUGGCGGAAUGACAGCAAACUCAGAGAAUAUGCUAGCUACUAAUGAUGUAAAUCAGAUUGAAGGUGUUGAUGGAGAUACCAAUUUUCUUGAGUUUGCUCCAGCUCCAUGUACUCCUGGAUUGGUGGAAGAGCCAAACUUGUCAAAUGUGCAAGAGACUUCAGCAUGUGAUGAUCAUUUGGAAUUAGAAGAUCAUAGUCUAACAGAUUUUGCUCUGAAAGAGAACUUGGAAAACGGUUUCAGCAAAUCAGACCUUCAUCAUGGGAAUGAAAAUGUGGUGGAUUCGCGUGGUGAUGUGGAUUCUCAUACAGUUAUUCACAUGUCUGCUGAGGAGAAUGGGUUCCAUUUGGGUGAUGUGGACAUCAAUCAACUAAGGCCACAGGGACAGUCCUCUGCUUUAGCUGAUCAAGCUAGAGGCAUAUCUUCAGUUUCAGAAUUAUCAGAUAGGAUGGUAGUUGCAUCCAGUGGUCCAUACAGGGAUGAAGAUUUACGGAGUGACCUUGUCAGCAACAACGUGCCUGGCAUUCAUUCCAUUGAUGGAUCCCUUGAAGACCAUUUGGAGCCUCAAAAAGUUUGGUUGGGUGAAAUUACUCCAGGUAUGCCCAGUUUAAGUAGAACCUGUCAACUAGUCUCAGAAGGUUUUUUGGAGGAUAAUCAAGCAUCACCCAAACCAGAGGUUUCUAAUAAAAUGGGAAUUGCAGGAAACCUGAAGGACUACUGCGUUGUUAGCGUUGCAUCAGAAUUAAUCGCCGAAUCUAAAGGUGGACCUGACCUUGAAACUCAGGUUUGUGAGGAGCCAAAAGAUCCCAGGGAUUUGGAUGUAGCUAUUCAGGAAGAAAUGGCAAGUACUGACACUUGUGUUCUUCCGCCAUGCAAUACUCAUCUGAACCAACCUGCUAAAAUAUGUCCUGGAGUUGGCAGUUCUCUUGAUCCUGAUUCUCUAUCUGAAUUUUCUGGGUUGGGCUCACUGGAAACUUCUGGGAGGGAGAAGGCACCCCUUGCUUCUAGAGCUUCCUUUUUGUUGCAAGGUGAAGAGUGUCAUGCAACGGGCGGUCUGGAACAAGUUUUUGAGGAAAACCAUGUAAUAGAACCUGCUUCAUGUGAAAAUAUUCAGGCAGUUUGUAGCAAAUCAAAUGAUCAAGCAGAAAAUGGGAUUUCAGGAGAUAGUCAGUUCGAGAAUCGUUCUGCAUGUUCUGACAUGCCUGCCCCUGAGAAAUUGCUAUCUGUUCCAGAAGGACGUCUUGCUGAUCCAACGAGUAAUUUGCUAGUGGCGUAUACACCAGACAAAGGAGUCUCAGCAGGUGCUGAUGGAGAUGGUGCUGGGAGCAACAUCAUUUCAGGAAAAAAGCGCAGUUUCACUGAAAGUACACUGACAGUACAGAGUUUGGAUACUGUUAAAUCUUUGGAGGUGGUCGGGACCAAAAGAACUGCAGAGCCUAUUCCUGAUGACGAUGAUUUGUUGUCUUCUAUCUUAGUAGGGAGAAGAUCUUCGGCUUUCAAAGUAAAGCCCACUCCUGCUGGUCCUGAGAUAACAUCGACGAAGCGCGCCCGGUCUGCAGCCCGUAUUACUGCUUCGAAAAGGAAAGUGCUUACAGAUGAUACCAUGGUUUUGCACGGCGACACAAUAAGACUACAGUUGACAACCACCGAAGACAUACGUCGGAUACGAAAGAAAGCUCCUUGCACUCGCCUUGAAAUUUCAAUGAUUCAGAAACAAUUUGUGGAAGACGAAAUUUUCUGUGAACCCAUUCUUACUGGUGUCUCCACAGAAUUGGCUGCUCUGCACAGUCAAACAUAUGAUCUAAGUACAUCGACAGUCUACCAAAAUUUUGUAAACACUUCUCCUCUUGAAGCACCAGCAGACGUGAAAUUGACUUCCCAAAAUGAUGAAAAUGGUACAAACUUGGAGGCAGCAAAUAUUGACCAAGAAAAUGGAAUGGAUGACAGCAUUGACUGUUUGGCAGUUGGAGUUAGUAGUGAAGCACAACCUCCUAAGACUGCUGCGUUGACUGAAAGCCAGAAUUGUGAAGGCCAUGCCUUAAACUCAGAGCUUUAUGAUAAUCAAGUGCAGAUGAAGCCUAGUGAUGUAGCAAAACACUGGAUUUUAGAACAUGAUCUUUUGGGAGAGACUCAAAUGGAAAUUGAUGGAAAAAGCAUUUCAGUUGAUGAUGCAGUAAAUCCUGCUGUCACUAUUGGAAUUGAGGCAUCACACCCUGCUGAUCCCGUUUCUGUUGACAUUCAUGACAUUUCAGCUGACACACCCCAGCUAGCUUCCUUGGACAAAACCAGUGAGGCAGAUGCUUCUGUGCAGAUUGAUGCGUUAGGUGUGUCACCUGAUCAGAAGUUGGAUCCAACAGAUAGUAGCAGUGGGAAGGGCGUUGAUGGUAAUGAAACUGCAGAUAGAAAGGGUGAUAAUAUUGCUGGUGCUGAAACUGAAUCUAGAUCGAAAAAUGAAUUGUUUUCAGAGGGAACUCAAGCUUGUGCUUCAAUGGAAGUUGGAAUAGACAUUCUUAACGACUGUUCCACAUAUAUGGAAGGUGCGAAUGAAAAUCAAGCCAUGAAAGAACUCAGGAGACACGAGCAAGUAUCUAUGGAAAAGGAUGAAAUUUUAGAUGCAGCAGUGGAAUUCAAUGCCAAGGACUCAACCCCAAAUGGCUUCAGUGGUGAAGAACCCAUAAUGGAUUCUCCAUAUGGAGCUGAGGUCAACGUGGAGGUGAAAAAUGUUUCUGUGGAUGGAGGAAAUCCAGGCGGGUUGGAUUCUUAUCCACUGAGGAUGACUGAUAUAGAGCAUAAUGUCGUCGACCAGGAUCAUCGUGAUGUGAGUUGUUUACUUGGUUUUCUCACUCUUCUGUGA